GCAUUGCAUUCACAACCCCACUCUUUCUUUUAUCCUACACCACCUUAUGAACCUUGAUAACCUUCUCAUCCGAGCUUAAUAGCUUUGUUCAAACGGGUGUUCGCUUCCCCAUCUAGCUUUCAAGACCUACCUACCUAGUACUCGAAUAUAUAUCAGAACUCGCUUCAAACAUCAUGGCUACCCCUAACCCCCUUGAAAAUGCUCCUCCAGCUAUAUCUAUAUCGGAAAAAACGUUUCACAUCGCUGGUAUCCUAACAACCAUUUAUGGUCUCGAGGAAAUAUCCCCAUCAUGUACAUCCAUAUCAUGUCUCUGGCUUCUCCACCCACGACUCCAAACCAAGAAAAUCAUGGAAAAUGUAGCUUCGACUUGUAUUCGAGGAUGGAAUCAACAAUCAGGUUCCAAUCGAACGGUUGCUUUGAUCGCGGUUGCUUUUGAUCAAAGAAAUCAUGGAAGCAGAGAAGUCAAUGCUUUAGCAAAUGAGUCGUGGAGAGAUGGUAAUGAGACUCAUGCUCAAGAUAUGUUCAGUAUAUUUCAUGGAACGGCAAUGGAUACAAGUCUCUUGAUAGAUCAUUUACCUUCCUACAUCUUCAAUACCAGAGAUUCCCCUUCCAUCGACCAACAUCUCGUCUUGGGUAUCUCUCUCGGAGGUCAUUCAGCAUGGCAAGUUUUGUUUGCUGAUCCAAGAGUCACUGCUGGUGUGGUGAUUAUUGGAUGCCCUGAUUACCUGCGAAUAAUGACCGACCGAGCGCGUCUCUCCAAACUCUCCACCUACACAUCCACCUCUCCCCCCGGCAUCUCCUUCCAGGGAAGCAAAGACUUCCCGCCCGCCCUGAUUUCCAGUCUCCAAAAAUGGGACCCGGCAUCCAUUCUCUUCGGAACAUCUCCCAUCCCCUCGACCUCCCCACCAUCCCCUCAAGCCCAAUCUCUCUACACACCCAUCCUCACCCAAAAAAUCGCCCACAAACGAAUCCUCGUCUGCUCCGGCGCCGACGAUAAAUUGGUCCCCUAUCAUUGUUCUGCGCCCUUUCUACAAUUUUUGAAAAAUGCCACCGAUGCGCAAACAGGCUGGUGGAAUGAAGGUGCCUUGUUUUUGGACGAUAGAGUCUAUCCUGGAGUGGGUCAUGCGUUUAGUAAGGAUAUGCUGGGUGAUACGGUGAAGUUUGUGAAUGAGACGCUGGCUGGGAAGAUGGGAGAGGGUACGGGCAGUCAGGCCAGGAUUUAAGUUUUGUGAAUAAGUGGGAGCAGAGGAGAGGAGGAAGAAUGAAAGGGGGAUUGUUAAGCUAUACCGCGGGGUAGAUAGAUAGAGAGAGAUGCCUCCUAAGUAGAUUGAAUCUUAAACUAUCUGUC
This is a messenger RNA of Botrytis byssoidea, 1348 nucleotides long. RefSeq lists its product as uncharacterized. The transcript is spliced from 3 exons. Bases 174 to 1223 code for a protein of 349 amino acids. NCBI's taxonomy places the organism in Eukaryota, Fungi, Ascomycota, Leotiomycetes, Helotiales, Sclerotiniaceae. The record is from RefSeq and is a predicted model, not a curated record.